AUGAUGGACGACCAGUUUGGCGGCCGCACCGAUGACGAUCUGUUCUUUGACGACGACUUCGAACCAGUCGAUGGCGUAGCCACCAUUGUACACCAAGACGUGCCCGUCGAGAUAUCUUCGCGCUACAUUACACAUUCCGACUUGGUACCCCAUCCCGCAGAUAUCGAGUCCGCCCUGGCGCCUCUAGCCGCCGCCGCGGCAGCAGCAACCAAAAAAAAAGCGCGCCGACGUCGCAAGGACAAGUCCCCCAAGCAGCCUCCGCCUCCGCCGCCGCCGCGGGGCGGUCUCGCCCAGUCCAGAUUCGCAGACAAGCCGACAGAAAAGCCGCCGCAGGUCCAACAACCACAGUCACGCUCAGAACCGCCAUCACCCAACCCGACCCCGGCGACCGCGAGCCACGACCAGACGAGCGGCGACGUCAGCUCCAGCACCCCCGCAGCGAACCCCCCCACCGCCACCGGCGCCCACAGAGAACGGCGAAACAAUAAUGGCAGGAACCAGGGAAAACCAGCCGAGUCGCCGUCCGCCACCGUCGCCGCCUCCACCGAUGCGCGUGCGCAGUCUGGUGCGAACCCGCGCCAGAAGCUGACCGAAGAGGAGCUGACGGCCAAGCUGGAGAAGAUGAAGGUGCUGUCCGCCGAGAAGGCGCGCAAGUUCGAGAAGGCGGAGAAGGACGAGAAGCAGCACGCCGAGGCGUACGCGCGCGGCAUGGAGGAGGCGCGCCGCCAGCGCGCCGAGAACGCCGAGCGCCGGCGGCAGAACGAGGAACAGCGCCGCCGUCUCGAGGAGGAGCGCACAAAGAACCGCGAGCGCAAACUCAAAGCCAUUAACAUGAACAAGGGUGGCGGCGGCUGGGACGAGGGCAAGGAGGCCAUCCUGGCCGAGGAGGAGGCGUCCCGGCGGCGGCCACCAGCGCGGGGUGUCAACGGCGGCGUUCGGGGAACGAAGGGGGGCUCGGGCCUGCGCAGUAGUCGCUUCGCCGCACGCGACUCGAGCGAGGGUGAGAAGGUGGGCACGCCGGAUCGCACGACGGAUACCGAAAAGUCGCUCGAUGAACAACGGCCGCGUCGCGGUGGGGGGCGCGGCCGCGGCGGUAACCGCGGCGGUGGACGGGCAGCACAAGGAGGAGGUCGAGGUGGCGGCCGCGCUUCCGUCGGCAACGAAAACGGUCCUUCUACGUCCUCAGCAGCCGCUACACCUACCCGGGAUGACUUCCCGUCACUGCCAGCCAAGCCACCGACAUCUCAGGAAGAACAACAGCCCGCGAAUGCUGCUGCUACUGCCCCGCCGUCGAAACCGGCUGUCCUCGCGCCGUUGCCUAGGUUCGCACCGGCGAUUGGCAAAUGGGACGACGAGAUGGAGUUUAUGGAGGAGCAAAACGCCAUUGCGUCCAAGAAAUAA
This is a messenger RNA of Cordyceps fumosorosea ARSEF 2679, 1401 nucleotides long. RefSeq lists its product as hypothetical. NCBI's taxonomy places the organism in Eukaryota, Fungi, Ascomycota, Sordariomycetes, Hypocreales, Cordycipitaceae. The coding region runs from base 1 to 1401 and encodes 466 amino acids. The transcript has a single exon. The record is from RefSeq and is a predicted model, not a curated record.